Messenger RNA from Medioppia subpectinata, 391 nucleotides. The record is from the annotation of a GenBank genome assembly. Lineage: Eukaryota; Metazoa; Arthropoda; Arachnida; Sarcoptiformes; Oppiidae.
AUGGUGAUAGUGUUGGGCACAGCUAUGGUGACCGUAUUGGCCCAAACCCGUCAGACUCCGGCCCAAUGUCGGAGUCUAUGUUCGCGAGUGCGCUGCGCGAGUGGGCCCGAGCGUCAGUUGGUUUCGGGCGCCACCAAAACCAAAGCCGAGUGUAAGCGUAUGUGUAUGGCUGUCAGGUGCGCACCGGCAGACCCAAGCCAAUGCGCUGCCAUAUCUAACUCGGUGUACUUGGACUACGCGCCAGAGUUAUGCCGGUGUUGUUCCGUGUGCCAAGUGAAUCUCAGUGUGGGACAAAACUGUGCGCCAGAAUUACGCUUGAGCAAAAAGUGUAAUCCAGGAUUAACCUGCGAUGCCAAAAGUAACCUAUGUGUUAAACAGUAAAAAUGGUCAC